This is a messenger RNA of Drosophila busckii, 634 nucleotides long. Its product is annotated as transmembrane protein 138. The record is from RefSeq and is a predicted model, not a curated record. Lineage: Eukaryota; Metazoa; Arthropoda; Insecta; Diptera; Drosophilidae. The coding region runs from base 64 to 561 and encodes 165 amino acids. Gene Ontology annotation, cellular component: cilium. The transcript is spliced from 3 exons.
UAACACUGUGGCAAUAACAAAACAACAUUAGCGCAGCAAACAUAAAUUUAUAACAUUUAAAAUAUGAAAUUAACACUACGCCGUUAUUCCUGGCUGCUAUCAUUGCAAUUCACCUUGCUGGCGGCGGAUCUGUUCUUCAAUGCCUUUGGCUCCUGGCUGGCGCGCGAUAAGCUGCAAACAGCCAUCUUCUUCUUUGUUUUGCAGGACGCCUUUAUUAUACUGGAGUACUUGUUGUUUACUUUGGCGCUGCACUCGACCUGUGUCUAUCAAGUGGGCGCGUCCCAUCUUAUUUUACGCAAUUGCAAAUUGUUUCUGUUCAGCAUAACGGCAUAUUUUCUGCUGUCUGCCUCGCAGCACUCUUGGAUUGUCUACCAGUAUCGCAUGUCCGACAUGGCAGCGUCUCAACAAUGGCCCCUGGCGCUCUAUGCCCUCGCCGUAGUCCAGCGAUUAAUGUCUGUAUUUUAUUACUAUACGUCCAAGUCAACAACUUUAAUUAUGACUGAUCCACGCUAUAAGGAUGAACAUCUGGAUUGGAUAGCCGAGCAGUUGGGCGACAAGUAAGUUGGCUGCAUAAUGGAUUGUAAAUAAUUUAGCUAGGUGGAUGGAAAUGUUUUCAAAAUUACAAAAAAAGCUC